AUGGCUAAAGAUGCAUUGUUGCAGACAAAAGAAUGCGCACGUGAACUCGAAUCAGUUUUACGUCGAAGAAGAGGUGAAUCGGUUAUCGCCAACGAGCUUCGAAAAUGCUCGAGUUCUAGGAAGUUGAUAAAGAAAACAAUUCACAAGGCAUUGAAGGGAAUCAAAAGGAAGUGUUCUAAGCAAUGUGAGGAAAAUUCAGCAGUGACAUAUAGUACUGUUGAAUCAGUAUUGUUCUUCAUUGCAGGACAAAAGUUGAUAUCAAAGUUGAGUCCUUGGUCUUUGGUCUCCAAGCUGGUACAACCCUAA
Cucurbita pepo subsp. pepo (vegetable marrow) is the source of this 306-nucleotide messenger RNA. Lineage: Eukaryota; Viridiplantae; Streptophyta; Magnoliopsida; Cucurbitales; Cucurbitaceae. The record is from RefSeq and is a predicted model, not a curated record.